Molecule: messenger RNA, 3393 nt
Organism: Coregonus clupeaformis (lake whitefish)
Lineage: Eukaryota; Metazoa; Chordata; Actinopteri; Salmoniformes; Salmonidae
Product: cyclic AMP-responsive element-binding protein 1
Exons: 8
Coding region: 194-1186 (330 amino acids)
Biological process (GO): regulation of transcription by RNA polymerase II
Cellular component (GO): nucleus; ATF4-CREB1 transcription factor complex
Molecular function (GO): protein binding; cAMP response element binding; DNA-binding transcription factor activity, RNA polymerase II-specific
Source: RefSeq, a predicted model, not a curated record
UUCCGCCCAUCAUUCCGUCGUUCUCGAUGGUGCCGCUGACGAUUUGAUUUUCCUCUCUCUCUUCUUCUCUGUGUUGUUGUUUUCGGUGACGCGACGGAGGUGUAGCCUGACGCGGUCUCUUACGUGUCGGCCUGAAUAAAAGUGGAGCUCCGAGGGCCCGGGAGUGACGGAGGGAGUCUGUAUCGCUAAGUCGAUGACCAUGGAGUCGGCAGCAGAGGUUCAGCAGGGAGGAGACACAGAAGUGUCAGAGACAGACAGCCAACAGAUCGCCCACUCACAGCAGGAUUAUGUUUAUGCUUUGCAGGUUUCCAUGGCAGCGGGCCACGCCACGUCCAGUGGUCCUACGGUCACCCUGGUGCAGCUGCCCAACGGUCAGACGGUCCAGGUUCACGGGGUCAUCCAGGCCUCUCAGCCCUCUGUCAUACAGUCACCACAGGUCCAGACUGUUCAGAUCUCCACCAUAGCAGAGAGUGAAGACUCCCAGGAGUCAGUGGACAGUGUGACUGACUCUCAGAAACGCAGAGAGAUCCUCUCACGUCGCCCCUCAUACAGGAAGAUCCUGAAUGACCUGUCGUCAGGUGACACCCCGGGGGUUCCCAGGAUUGAGGAAGAGAAGUCGGAAGAGGACCCAGCACCCGCCAUCACCACGGUUACCAUGCCCACAUCAUGCCCCAUCUACCAGACCAGCAGUGGCCAGUACAUCGCCAUCACCCAAGGCGGUGCGAUCCAGUUGGCCAAUAACGGAACAGAUGCGGUCCAGGGACUGCAGACCCUGACCAUGUCCAACACUGCGGCCGCCCAGCAGGGCACCACCAUCCUGCAGUACGCCCAGACCUCAGACGGCCAGCAGAUCCUGGUGCCCAGCAACCAGGUGGUAGUGCAAGCUGCGUCUGGAGAUAUGCAGGCCUACCAGAUCCGCACGGUCCCCAACAGCACCAUCGCCUCUGGGGUGGUCAUGGCUUCCUCCCCUGCCCUGUCUGGCCAGGGGGGCCCAGAGGUAGAAGUCACCCGCAAGAGAGAGGUCAGACUCAUGAAGAAUAGAGAGGCGGCCCGCGAGUGUCGCAGGAAGAAGAAGGAGUAUGUCAAGUGUCUGGAGAACCGCGUUGCCGUGCUGGAGAACCAGAACAAAACCCUCAUAGAGGAACUGAAAGCUCUUAAAGACCUGUACUGCCAUAAAUCUGAGUAGCCCCAAACUACCCCAUCAUACCCCCCAAACCUUACCCAGUGGGCAUCAGACUGCACAUCAACCUGUACAGAAACUCUGCCAAGCGUUUGCCCACAGACAUGACCCCUGACAUCUGAAGCAAGAGGAUGUGAGAGAGAAGACAGAAUGAAAAUGGAUUGAUGGACGGGAGAUUAGUGACGGACAGUGCUUUGUGGGAAUUGUAGUUUUGUAAGUAAACACGACCACCCCGGCCCAUACGUCCCCCAAUCUCCCAUCCACCAAUCCAUUUUCACCCUGUCUUCUCUCUCACAUCCUCUUGCUUCCACUCCUUCUUCUCCCGCUCACUUGUUAUCCACCUUUCCAUCUUUCUUCUCCUCUCCCAACUUCUCUCAAUAUUAUCCCAUCGUGGAACACGAAGGAUGAGGAUUCCUUUGUCAGUUGUGGAUCCAGAGAUAACGUGAUGAAACAAAACACUAACUCUUACACUAUUCAAGCUUCUUGUUUGGGGUUUGUUUACUGGGAAGUCAAGUCACAGACUUCCGACAUCGUUAGUCUUUUUUAAUUAACCUGAAGCCAAUCAAACAAGAGGGUUAGCGUCUGACUGUCCAAUAAGCUCAAGAGGAGGUCAAAACAAGGAAGUCAAGACAGCCUCUAGAACCCUGGUAUUGGGUAUUGGAGUCAGUUAGGACAUGUAUAUGAGAUUGCUCUACAGUAGAUCAGAUGAGAUCAGAUCAUGUUGUUUUGAGUUACACCUCCAUGAGCAAGAUAACCGAUCAACUCGGAUUCAUCUUCCAUUUCAAGUGUCUUGGGUGUUUUCUUCCUUUUGUUACUUGCUGAUAUCUGAGAUUUUAUUAACUUUUGUUACACUCUAAAGAUGUAGGUUGUUGCUGGGUGGUGGUGGAAUUUGGAUCCCAUAAAACUACUAAAGGAAACACAUUCAUGUCUGAAGAUAGGAACCAAUUGUCAGUACACUCCACAUAGCCUGAAAUUCACCCAAGUAAAUCUUGCUGGAAUAGAUCAUUUUGUAAUCUCCGGCAUAGAUACAGACACAUAUUUACAGUGAGUGUACUACUGUACAUGCAUACAUAUGAUUACAUUAACAAUAUGUUAGUAGGUUUACAUAGGACUUGGGAAUCCAUCUUCUAACGUCACAGACAGAGAUACUUUGUGUUCUGUUUAUGAUUGGAUAAAGUAGUACCAUAUUGCAUUACAUAUUAGUUAUUUUUCUUUUGAUAUUAUUACUGUACGUGGAGCAUACAGCAUGUGUAGAUUUUACUAUGAUAUUUCUAUUGAUUUGGAAAAAACAUUGUUAUGCAUAAUAUGAAACCAAAAUAGAUGUACGUAUUUGUAUCAUGCAUUGCAGUAAAUAAAAUUGAAACAAUAUACAUCUAUAUUCCUUUAGUUUACCAGGCUUAUCACAAUGUCGGCAGCUAAAAGGCCUUUUUGAAACUCCUCUGCUCAUCUUUAGGUUUUGUUAACCUAACGUAGCAGGCGUUUCUGUCUUUCUGGUCCUGACGAGAAAAAUUAACUGUCAGGAGAAGUUCUCUUCUGCACUGUUGAACCAAUCCAGUAAAUGUGGAGGAGGAGUUAAGAUGGAGUGUCGCCUUGUUAACGUCCAAAACGGAAGUCUCAUCACAGGCUCUCUUUCCAUUUCCCUUGAAAAGCGGAUGCAUCCGGUAGUUUCCGACCCGUAGAGAGUGCCUUUUCUAGACAGGCGAGUGGACAGCCUGUUUGAAGCUAUUACGACCCACAAGAUAUAUCAGUUCAAUUAUGGCUCUAGGUUUCAUUUUGCUGUAAAUGGCUAAGAAAUCAAUUUGAUGCUUCCUGCCACACCACUCAUCUGUACAGAGGACUGAGAGACCCAAGUGGUUGGUUGUAAAAGCCUCGAGCGAAUGUUGUAACAGGUUUAAUACAAAUGUAUUUUAUCACAGAAGGCCUGUGACAUUUAUCUUUUUUUUUUACUUUUUAUCUUUUUCCCCAUAGAAAAGGCAGCAACACCAUGAUGUAACGAAAUCUGUUUUCCUUUUUGUUAGGUAUUAUGUCAUGUGUAAUGUCACGGUACUGUAAAUGCAUUUGUUUUCGUUUUGCUGUUGGGGUGGGGAUAAAGAGUAGCCUAAAUAUGACUGAUCAAGUUUUUAAUGUUUGUAUUUUUACUGUGUUUGUAUGUUGAGAUUAAGUCAAUCCAGUGUUGCUCUUUUUUUAUACAUUAAAGGACUGUUUAAAAUGUA